UACCAGCAGCCCGCUGUCUGGACAGGCUUUGGGAAUAGUCAAACCGAACAGGCGAAUCGCGAGGGUAGAAACACAGCGUCUAUAAGAAGCUCGAAGUACUAAAAAUAUCCACUAAAGGGCUCUGUCACGAAUUCCCUCCCAUCUCAAAGACCAGCGUGGGGGUUUGGCAUACAUCCAGGCGGAGCUUUGCAGGGAAUGGAAAGCGGUUGAAUAGACUGCAGCCUACUCCCUAAAUUAAACCUAAGAGGAAACAAACCUGUGUAACCUGCAUACGCAAGAACAUUUCUUAGGAACAGAAAUCGCUUCCGUCUCUCCCUUCCCUCUGAGGAUGUUUAGCUUGUUGUCACCAUAGUGCAAAGGACAACACAUCAACAUCAACAGACUGUGAACAAUUAUGCCGCGCUUACUCAACAUCCUCACCUCAAAGCCUAACUGUGGCCCUGUCUGGGUCGCCUUUGUUCUGCUUGGCAUCUCAGCUCUAAACAGUCAAGCUAAAAUUGUCCUAACUGUACCUCAGCAAGUGAGCCUUUCAGCCAACUUUUUCAGUCAACAACUAACUAUUUCCUGGUUUGGAGGAGAGGCCACGACCUUUGACCUUAUCAUUUUGAGAACCGAAUUCAACGAAACUGUCUUUUAUAACACAGUCCCAGCAGUAAUGAACCAGGAUGGUGGUCGGCACCAAUGGACCUGGACUUCUGUUGAACCUCUGGAGUGCACAUCAUUAUCAGUCAAAAUCCGCUCAAGAGAUGGAAUAACAAAAAGUGAAUGGAGUGAACCUCAGAUCCUGAAAGGAAGGGAUCUCCCGAGCAACAGCGUUCAACAGGUGUAUCCUCAAGACAAAGUCGUGCCUGUAGGGGGCAACACAACUUUCUGUUGUAUUGUGGAGGAGGGAAACGAGUUUAGAGACUUUCUCUACGGCUCGAUAGAAAUGAACGUGAAACGUUUGAGUCGACGAAGUUAUGCCACCACCGCUGUUAACCAGAACUUAUCUGGACCAACUGGAACAAAUGUUUUGUGUCGUUUAAAGAACAAGCUGAAUGGAUCAGUCAUCUUUGUCGGAUAUCCACCUCUACCCACCAACUUUGAGUGCAUAACUAAUGACUUGACCUCAGCUGUGUGUUACUGGGAUGGAGGACGAGUCACCAACCUGUAUGGCAAGAGGAAAACAAGCUACUCCAUAAAUAAGAGGGACUGUCCUGACGGGAAGUGUGUGCUGCCUGAGUGGGACGGUAACUGGACUCUCUUGGCAGUUAAUCCCCUUGGCCAGUACAGUCUGACUUACUCAGCUGAACUUCUUCACAGAGUGGUGCCAGUAGCACCAGAUAAGCUGAAUGCCACUGACGAUGCCUGGAAUGCCACUGUGAAGUGGCAUUGGCCAUACAGUAGCUAUUCCACCCUGGCUCUUCUCUGCCAGGUACAACUGGCCAGCCACAAUAUAUUGCUUAGAAAUUUCUCAGGUGUGGGUCUCCAUUCUGUUUUCCUGCCUCACCUCCACCCUAACACCAAAUACAGAGUUCGAGUCCACUGUGGAUCCCUGAAUCACUUUUUAAAGUGGGGCAACUGGAGCAAAGAAUUUCACUUCACAACCAAAUCAUAUGUUCCUGAAGCCCCCGAUGUGUGGAUGUUUGUGAACAGAGACAACUCUGUGCGAGUUAUGUGGAAGCCUCUGACGCGAUGGCAGAGCCACGGUGUGCUCACAGGAUACGAAGUUACUCUCUGGAACCUUGAAGAAAAUGAAAACCAAACCAAUAAUUUAUCUCCAAAAGAUAACUCUUUGAACCUCACGGAUUGGGCUUCAAUCACUGCUGAUAAGAAAGCCAUUGCAUCAGUGAAGGCAAACAAUGUAAAGGGGAUGUCUCAACCUUCCAGCAUAAUGUUAGGUUUAAUAGAUGACAAGUGCGCUCCUUUGGCUCAGACCAUUUAUACCAGCAGUGGUUUCCCUUUGAGCUGGCAGCACAGUGACAACAGUACAGGCGGUUAUUUGGUUGAGUGGUGUGAAGCUGUGUGCACGUCAGACUGCGCUGUGGACUGGAUCAGACUGGACGCUGGAAGCACUCAUGUAUCCAUUAAAGAUUCUAUCGUUAAAUUCCAGCCAGGUGUGAGAUACAACUUUUCCCUCUAUGAGAGCCCAUCAGUUUCCCCUGUACUAAUACGGCGCUGGCAAGGAUAUAUUCAGGAGCUGCCCCCGUCUAUUUCUGUCAAUCUGGAGAUCAAUCAGCAGGACUGUGACGUUGUUCUUAGCUGGGAGGAGAUUCCACUGGCUGGCAGAAGAGGCUUCCUCCUAGGCUACAAAGUUUACAGAGUCAAUAACUUCUCCAAUUUCACACUACUUGACGAUCUGAGCCCUGAAAUGAGGACGUACACUGUGAAGGAUCUCUCUACCAGCACCUACAAAUUCACUGUGAAGGCUUACACAUCUGCAGGCGAGGAUACAGGCGGCACUGCUGCCAUCACGCUGAAGCAAUGUGCGGAUGGACUGAUUCUGGAGAUUUUGACUUCUUUGGGAAUUGUGACUCUACUACUGACCACUGUUAGUUGCUUUUGCUACAAGAAAAGAAGAUGGGUAAAAAAGGCUUUCUACCCGGACAUCCCUGAGCCCAAGCUGCCUGGUGAUUGGUCGAGAACACAGGGACCUUUGGACGUGAAGCCGUUUCCCCACAGUAUGGUCCACAUCAUAGAAAAACCCAAGUGGGAUUUUAGUAAGGACGCUCUCGUUAUCAUUCCUGAGGAAGAGGAUUAUGAGGGAGAGGGAAUUGGAGAUGAGCCGGUAGACACAGAUGAGCCUCAGCUGUUGCGUUACUACAACCAGGUGGUGGAUGAGCGCCCCAUUAGGCCGCGAUUUCCAGACUCCUCAGUUUCAUCCUCGUCUUCUGUAGAUUCAGCCAACACUGAUGUGACGUACACAGGUAUCCAGACAUCCCACUCCUCUUUGGUCUUCCCUUCAGACUCUCAGGGAUUCUCUGAGGGCUUCCAACCACACAGUGGCCUCUCUUUAAGCAGCAGGAAUAAAGGAGAGGGUUACCACCCACAGAUGCACUCUGUAACCCUGGGUGGAAACCUAGCUUCUCCUGAGCCCAUUGUGGAGCCUCACGCUGUUGGUUCUGAAGGCUACAAGCCCCAGAACUCCUGGCUUUUAGACUCUCCCACUGAGGGAGAUGAAAAUAGCCCGGCCCCCUCGCUGGGUUCACCCGCCUCUGUAGCUUCUACUCAGUUCCUCCUUCCUGACAGAGAAAGACAUGAAGAAAAGAGACAACAACCAUCAUCAGCAGCAAACUGGUUCACCAACCUGCUGUCAUCUGCAAAACCGUGACAUCAUCUCAUUUUGGCUGUUAGGUGAACCCUUUUCGUUUCUGCCACCAUUGUCUCAUAUCUACAUGCAAGGAAGAAUCCUCUCACUGUAGCACUGCAUUUUCAAAACUUGCAUCUUGACUGAGUUAAUGCCGUUCAAGGUGACUUUACUAAAAAAAUUCAACAAAUGUACAAGUUUUUUUCCCCUCUUUUCUUUUUGCUGGGAUAUACAUUAAAAUGUACAUGAAAAAAUGUAUUUUGUCAACAGAUAUCUACAGAUUUGCAGUUGUCUCUGCUCAUACGAUGGUUAAUGCCCCCCUGGAAAGCCUGAAAGUUGUUAAAUUAUUUUAAAAGCUUACUUGUGCAAAAUGCUGUGAUGGCCAAUCAUCUUGCAUUUGCAGGUUAGUUUUUGUUAUGUAAAAUCUAGAGUCCUCUAAAAAAACUAGGACAAAAAUAAGUUUCUCUGAGAGCACUAAAAAAAUAGAAGUCUUAAACACUAGAAACGUGUGAUUAAUGCAGUGUUUAGAGUUCUAUUUGUCCAUAUAUAAAUUCUAAGUUGACAAAAAGCUUGUAUACGCAGUUUUUUAAAGUCUGGUGUUUAUUGCGAACACAAUACAACAGGCUUAUUUUUGCUCAACAUUUAAUACAUUUCUAAAAAUGUAACUAAUUAAAAUAUUAAAUGGAGUGUACUUGUACAGCGCUUUAUCAACUCCAGAAGAACCCAAAGCGCUUAACACUACAUUCACACACUGAUGGUGGCAAGCUACUACACUGUAGCCGCUGCUGCCCUGUGGCAGUCUGACAGAAGCAAAGCUGUCGUCUUUUCUGCUGUCAACUGAUGAGUUACUGAAAGACAAUGUCAAGUCACUUUAACAAGAAAAAAAAUAGUACUAAAGUAGCUUCCAUUUUUUAUAGAUUUUUUUUUUUAAAUUACUGUUCUGAAAGAUGCACUCAUAAAGAAGUGGUGCUUUCUAAUGAGGUCUGGACAUGUGUGGGGGGUUGAACCUUUCGGAUAUACACUACAAUAAGCUAAAAUAUUAUAAAAACUGUUACUAAACUCAAACUGUUACUAUUGAGAAUUUUGUUUUGUCUUCCAUAUUCAGUGAAGUUUAUUUUGUUGAACACAUUUAACUUCAGGCCAGUGUCUUCUUUUAAAGCUAUGCUCAGCAUUAUUGAGAUUAUUAUGGGUAUUAAAUGAACUUUUCUGUGUACAGUGCAUAAAUUGUCUUCAAAGCUGUUAUGCUUCCAAGAAUUUGCACCAUUUCACCUUUCACUGCCUUACCCCGAAGUAUUUAAAAUGUUCUGCAGGUAUACAAUUUACAACUGAUCCAAAAUGCACUGUAUGGAGUUAUAGAUCCCACUGGAGUGUUAAUGUAGAAAAUUUUAUUUAAUCUUUUUAUUUUAAAUUUUUUUAUGUGAACUACACUACAUGUUACAUUGUCUUUUAAAUGCAUGCAGCCACUUUCUAUUUUUUUAUGGCUGUGGAGCUGACUUGUAGCUCUACAGCUACCAGUCAGAACAAAACUUGUUCUGAGUAAUUGUGUAAUUUGGAUUUUCAGAAAUUGAAAGUAAAAACGUAUGAAUGAAAAACCAGUGUACACAAGGCAAUUGAAAGUGAAAGUAGUUUGGAAACUAACUCAGACGUGUAUAUCAGUAUAAGUGACCAUUCAAGACAAUAGUGACACUAAAUUUGCAGGUUCAAACUUGAGUUCAUGAAUUUGAAUAUUAAUAUAAUGACUUGAUAUGAUGCCAGAAAUGUCGUGAGAAAUGUUGUCUUGAGUGCAGUAGCUUGGAAACUUAACAAACCAGCUACAUUUCUGCUAUGAGCCCAGUCUGCUUGUAAUUUGCGACAGUGACGGCUUUUGACAAAUUUUUGAAUCUGUGCGAUUCCAGCAUUAUUAGUCUGAUGCUCAAAACAGUCAUCACUCCCAUUUAUCCAAAUAACUGCGACACCAGAAUGCUUACCAAUCCAAGAAGUAGUUAUACAAAUCUCAAUUUUUUCUACAUGUUUUAUAUGUUGGGGUAUAACUCCACUGCAAUUAUGUUGCAGUCAAAACAUUAUUAUCUGGACACCAUGUGUCACUUUACCCACUCUGUCAUAGUGCCUGUAAUUAAUUGCCCCACAGAUUGUUUGGCAGCAAACGUCACUUCAAGAAGGAGGUGGAAAAGAUAAAAUACUCACACAGCAGCUGUAACUAAAUCAUCUAUCCUUCAUUUGGCUCAGACACAAAGACAAAAUGCUUAGUUUAGUUUUUCUGGUUAGACAUAUAGAGGAAACAUUUGGAAAAAGUGUUUUAGUUUGAUCUGCAGCUAUUAGCAGGUGUUUGUACUGAUGCAGAAAACAAAAAAACUAAAAUCUUAGUAAAACCAAUUCUUUUCCUAGCAAACAGUCUGUCCCUCACAAACUACACCUGCAUUUAUCUUGAUAGGCUUGCUGUAAACUUCCCUCACUUAUCCACAACAAGAACAGUUGGGUCUUUCCCCUCAGGUUUGUGUUGACAUUUUACUUAAAUUUAAAAUGUUUAAUUGUUAAACAAUCCUGGGUCAAAAAUUGUCUGCCACUAAAAGACAAUGUUAUGGCCAUUCUUUUUCAUUCACAAGUGGGAUUAGGAUAUUUCAAAUAGCUGUCUUGUUAUUAUUAUUAUUGUUAUUUGCAAAGCAAAUCUUUUCUGUUUACAUGACAGGCUUCAAGAUGGCAUCAAUGAAAACAUUGUUGUCAUACAUAUGGAAGUGCCUCCAUGUUUUCAGGUGUUUUUUUUUUUUUUAAGACUUUCAGUUUCAGGUAGUGCAUUUUAAAAGUUUGUAUCUGCUUAGAACAAUUGGAAGGCUUAUCAAGAUUUCUAUUCAAGGCUUUUGGGAUUUUAGGCUCAAAAAUAUAUUUGCCCUUUAAAGAGUCUGCAUUUAGUAAAAAAUGCACCAUUGGUGAGGCUUUGCUAAAGUAUCAGUAGGGAAUGUUUAUCCUUUGGGUAAUACUUCUCAAAAUCUCUGGAUUUCCCUAUUGUAUCUUUUUUUUUUUCCAAGUCGGAAUGGAUUUUUUUCGGCUGACAGUUGUAAAUUACUUUAGUGCCUCCAGCCAACAAGCUUUAAUGAAAACGACUGUGACAUGGAAACGCUAUUAAAGGAUGUUUUUACAUUUGAGAUACUGGUAAGGGGCAAUCAGCCCAGUUUUUUUGACACUUGCAAACUUUUUCUUUAGCUUGUAAAACUGAUUUAAAAGAUUGCAUACGAGUGUGCAAAAAUGGCUGAUUACCUUUAAAGUGUCAUUAUUAAUUGUUACAGAAUUUAAUUUAAAUGGCACCUUUUUUAAGAAAAAAUGUUUAUAUGGGAGUAAGUGAUUUCUUUCCUUGUCAUAACAAAAUGUUAUACUUUAUCAGAUAUAUUUGAGUUUAAUUAAAAUCUUUUUUCAUGUAAUAAAAUGUGAAGUUUUUCUAAAAAAAAUAUAUUGUAAACCAACUUAAUACUGUGUAGCUGAACUUUCUCUUUAUCAUAUCACAAACUAAUUUUUAACCAGUGUAAAUGUGACCAGAAAAGUCAUCAUUGGUGUGUGCAUAUUGUUUUUCUUUCAAGCAUAUUUUUUUGUUUGCUAGAAACUGCCAUCUCUGGGGGAAAAAAGAUAUGCAGGGUCUACUUGUUGUCUAACAUCUCAAUAUUAGCUCAAUAGUUUUGUGAACUUGAUGCAUGCUACAUAAACUGUAAAUACAAAACAGUGGCUUUGUGAACCUCUAAAAUUGUUACCUUUUUGCCAUCUUUGGCUUGAAACACUAACACAUUGCAUGAUAACGUGACUUAAAUGUUAUCUGUUGAACAAAUCCCCCUACCCCCUGGAUUUCUGUAAAAUGUAGAGAGUAUAUUGCAGAAUAUUUUAUUAAGGACCUGUAUAGUAUAGGAAUUGCUUCUGAGUGAAUGUGUACAUGUAAGACUCAAUACCACAGAUUGCUAUCAUUCUUGUUUAAAUGCAAUAAAUCGCUUUUUGUCUGAACACUUG
Messenger RNA from Xiphophorus couchianus (Monterrey platyfish), 7273 nucleotides. RefSeq names its product LIF receptor subunit alpha a (gene lifra). NCBI's taxonomy places the organism in Eukaryota, Metazoa, Chordata, Actinopteri, Cyprinodontiformes, Poeciliidae. The record is from RefSeq and is a predicted model, not a curated record. The transcript is spliced from 19 exons. Bases 395 to 3310 code for a protein of 971 amino acids. Gene Ontology annotation, molecular function: protein binding.